Molecule: messenger RNA, 5595 nt
Organism: Folsomia candida
Lineage: Eukaryota; Metazoa; Arthropoda; Collembola; Entomobryomorpha; Isotomidae
Product: multidrug resistance-associated protein 1
Exons: 34
Coding region: 798-5249 (1483 amino acids)
Biological process (GO): transmembrane transport
Cellular component (GO): membrane
Molecular function (GO): ATP binding; ABC-type transporter activity; ATP hydrolysis activity
Source: RefSeq, a predicted model, not a curated record
AUACAUGGCUGUGUUUCGUACAAACUUUCAGCACGCGACAGUCUAUUGUUAUUAAACUAAUGCAGAUUUAAACUUAUUAAAGGAUAUUUAUUUGUGAUUAAGCUGCGAUAAGUGUAUAUAUUCCUGAAUUACAGAAAUACGUCAGAUUCCACCAGAUUGAAAGCACAUAGUUGGGCAAUGAUUAGUUGUUAUCUAAACAUGGUCUCCUGCCCUUGGUGUAGCAUGCUGCGGUUCCAAACAUGUGCACAUGCCUAUAUGAUAUAGUAAAGAUAAGUGUGGACAACCCCACGCAUAGUUUUAUUGUCCAGUUGAAUUGCAACUCACAUGACCGCAUUAAUUUUUAGCAAGAAAGUUUGCCAUUUGUGGUAAUCGCAGUUUGUCAUGAGAGAAAACAUUGAUAACACAUUACCGUGCAUAUACAUAUGUAGUCAUAUCCUUCAGCCUAACGUUGCACACCAUGUAUGAAUAUGAUAAGCCUAUAAAACUGAACAUGCUUGUGUAUAAGUCAUCCAUCAGUGACAUAGGCCCUGCAAAAUACGUACAUAUGUAUGUGUAACGUGAUCACCUGAGAUCAUCAAAUCACAAGGUCUUCAAACUUAACAUAAACACAUACAAAGGUUCGGUUAAAAUAUAUCCACGUAUUGUUGAAGGAACUCGUGAUUCGGUGCUAAUCAAAAAUAGCUAACUUAGGUAAAACCGAUCUGUGGAGUGGGAAUUGGUUCAGUUGUCGAGCUGAGUUACUCAGUGCCACAGACUGUGAUACAUAAUUGGAUCGGACGCGUUGAGCGAGCAAGACUAUGGAAGAAUAUUGUGGAUCCCCAUUUUGGGAUCGAAAUCUCACAUGGGAUACAAGUGAUCCGUUUUUUACUCCUUGCUUUGAGGAUACGGUUUUAAUCUGGGCACCAGCUGCAUUUCUCUUAGCGUUUGCAAUCUUUGAAAUUAAGUCGUCUCUACAAAGCCCACGUCGAAGUGAUCGAGUUCCAUGGAACGCAUUUACGAUUAUUAAGUGUUUAGAUAUUUUAGCAUUGUGCGCUGUAGCGAUAGUUAAUCUAGUUAAGGUCUUAAGUUACGAUGAAUCUCGAAGUGUGGAUACUCUGGCUUCCGUGGUGCGGUUAGUGUCUUAUAUCGGAGCGCUGGCACUGUUAAUUUUAUCAAAAAUGAAUGGUGUAAGGUCUUCAGGGAUCCAGUUUUUAUUCUGGUGUUCGGUUGCGACAUGCGAAGCAGUUUUAUUUCGAACUGCCGUGAGGAUGUACGACUCUGAUCACGAUACAAAAACAAACUUUUCCUACUUUAUACGAUUCUUCAUAUUUCCACUGACGGCAAUUCAACUUUUUCUGAAUUGUUGGGCUGACGGGAGUUGGAGUUUUGGACAAAAAGAAAAGUCGGGAAAAAAUGCCUUAUUUGGGCUCCCCAGUCCGGAUAAAAACUCGUCUUUCCUAUCCAAAAUCAUGUACUCCUGGUUUGACAGUCUUGCUUGGAAAGGUUAUCGCAUGCCACUUGAGUUUGCAGAAUUAUGGGACCUAAACCCACAGGAUAAAGCGCAUAAGCAAAUCCCAUUAUUUUAUAAACACUGGAAUGCCGCAGUGAAAAAAGCCAAAGAAGAAAGCAAGAAAACUGGGAAAGUAGUCGAAGCUGGAAUUAUUUCAGUCUUUGCGAAAUGUUAUUGGACCACAUUCGUUGUGGGUGGAAUCAUGCGUUUAGUACAAGACUUGUUGCCAUUCAUUUCUCCAGAAAUUAUGAAAUUGUUAGUGGCACAUGUUGCCCCAAAUAGUACAGAAGACUCCUGGAAGGGUUACCUUUAUGCUGGAGUGUUGUUUGCGACAUCAAUCCUGCAAACCAUAUUUUCUAUUCAACACUUAAAACGCACGAUGAUAAUUGGUAUGAGGACUCGGACCGUGUUAUCCAGUGCAGUUUACAGAAAAGCAUUGGUAGUUUCAAAUGCAGCAAAGAAAGAUUCAACCGUCGGGGAAAUUGUAAACUUGAUGAGUGUUGAUACCCAACGACUUAUGGAUCUCACCUCCUUCAUACACAUGAUUUGGACGGCUCCAAUACAGAUUGGUUUAUCAAUCUAUUUCCUGUACCAAGCCUUAGGGCCGGCUGUAUUUGCGGGAUUAGCAGUCAUGAUUCUCUUGAUUCCUUUAAAUGGAUUUAUUGCGACGAAAAUCAGGGCUGUUCAAAUGGAGCAGAUGAAGAUGAAGGAUAACCGUGUGAAGUUGAUGAGCGAGUUGUUAUCAGGGAUGAAAGUUCUGAAGUUGUACGGCUGGGAACCUUCAUUUCAAGCUCAAAUCACGAAAAUCCGUGAUAUGGAAGCGGCUUUGUUGAGAAAGAGUGCGCUUCUUGGAGUCAGUACUAUGUUUACAUUUACGUGCGCACCAUUUCUCGUGUCGCUGGCCACAUUUGCGGUGUACGUUUUGUCGGAUGAGACGCACAAUUUAAAUGCAGAAAAAACCUUUGUUGCAUUAUCUCUCAUGAAUAUUAUGAGAAUGCCGAUGACGAUGUUUCCCAUGGUCAUUGCUCUCUUGGUGCAGGCUUUAGUUAGCAUAAAGCGAUUGAAUAAAUACCUAAAUUCAGAGGAAAUUCAUCCCGAUGCUGUGACGCAUAAUGAAAGUGAAAAUGAUCCUAUUGUGAUACGAGAUGGUAGCUUCUCCUGGACGGAUGAAAGUAUGACGCUACAAGACAUUAAUUUCAAUGUUAAGAAGGGAUCCUUAACAGCCAUUGUUGGUACUGUUGGUUCUGGAAAAACAAGUCUGCUUUCAAGUUUGUUGGGCGACAUUACAAAACACACAGGAACUGUGAAUAUCAAGGGCAGCGUUGCAUACGUUGCACAAGGGGCUUGGAUUCAAAACGCAACGUUGAAGGACAACAUAUUAUUCAACGAUCCCUUAAACGAAACUCAAUAUAGGAAAGUUAUUGAGGCCUGUGCUCUUGGACCUGAUAUAGAAAUUCUAGACGGGGGAGACCAAACGGAGAUUGGGGAAAAGGGCAUAAAUUUGUCGGGAGGUCAGAAGCAGCGUGUCUCAUUGGCUCGAGCGGCUUACAAAGAGUCGGACGUCUACCUUUUCGAUGAUCCAUUGAGUGCCGUGGACGCACAUGUUGGGAAACAUAUUUUCGACAAACUCAUCGGACCGAAUGGAAUACUGAGAGGAAAGACGAGGGUCCUGGUAACCCAUGGGGUCUCCUUCCUCCCACAGGUUGACAACAUUGUAGUCAUGAAGGAUGGACGGAUUAGUGAAGUUGGGACGUUUAAGGAGCUCUUGAAGCAAAAAGGAAGUUUUGCUGAAUUUUUGAGUACUCAUUUGGGAGCUGGAGAAAGUGAAGAGAUUGACGAAUCCUUGAUGCACGAAAUGGAAGAAAUUGUUGGAACGGAAGUGUUGAAAAGAAAUUCUUCCAUAAUUUUGAGGAAGCGGUCAACGCAGGCGUCACUAACCAACAAACAAGCUCAAGCAGAACCUGUUCCGACCAAGAAAAAAUUGAUCGAGGAGGAGAAAGCAGAAACCGGAAGUGUAAAAUUAUCAGUCUUUGUUGACUACAUGCGAACUGCAGGGUUGACCAUGACAGUCGGCGCAAUUGCUUUCCACUGCAUAUCGACAGCGGCCUCAACCUAUUCAAAUAUCUGGCUAAGUGAUUGGAGUACCGAAGCCACUAAAGAUGAAAUAGCAAGUGGAGGUGUUCAAAAUAAGGACACGACAACAAAGUAUCUCAGUGUUUACGGCGUACUUGGUGGAGUUCAAGCAAUCACAAUUUUACUUGGUGGAGGAUAUCUGGCACUCGGUGCCUUAAACUCGGCGUUGCACCUGCACGUCAGAAUGUUGACGAGAGUCAUGAAGGCCCCCAUGUCAUACUUCGAUACGACGCCCCUUGGUAGACUAGUGAAUAGAUUUGCGAAAGACGUAGAUAUGGCGGACAAUGUUGUUCCAUUAAAUAUUCGUGGAACUCUUAACAUUUUACUUGGGGCUCUCAGCAUGAUUGUGAGCAUUUGCUAUUCAACUCCUCUUUUCUUGGCAUUUAUCUUCCCUCUUGGAAUCUUCUACUUUUUCCUUCAACGUUUCUACAUUGCGACGUCACGACAGUUAAAACGAAUCGAGGCCGUUUCAAGAUCCCCAAUUUAUUCAAAAUUUAGCGAAGCGAUUUCUGGAUCAAUUACAAUCAGGGCAUUCGGUCUACAAGAAGAUUUCAUAGUGGGAGCAGAAAAUAAAAUUGACCAAAAUCAACAGGCCUACUUUCCCUUUAUUGCUUCGUCUUUAUGGAUCUCUACAAGAUUGGAGUUGCUCGGUGGGCUAAUUAUUCUUGCAGCAGCCAUUUUUGCAGUGACAUCUCGAGAAACAAUUAGUCCUGCAAUUGUGGGGCUGUCUAUAUCCUCCUCGCUGCAAAUCACUCAAAUGCUGAAUUUUUUGGUGCGACUAAUGAGUGAAUUGGAAACCAAUAUAGUUUCCGUUGAAAGAAUGAAGGAAUUGACUGAGACUGUACAGGAAGCACCAUGGGUCACGGAGAAACGACCUCCAAAAGAAUGGCCUCAAAAUGGUGAAGUCGUUUUCCAAAAAUAUGAAACCAGGUAUCGUGAAGGAUUGGAUUUGGUGUUGAGAGGAAUAAGUUGUUCCUUUAAUCCUGGAGAAAGAAUUGGAAUUGUUGGAAGGACUGGAGCAGGAAAAUCGUCCCUCACUUUAGCCUUGUUCAGAUUGAUAGAGCCGUCGGGUGGCUCCAUUUGUAUUGACGGACAGGAUAUUAAUCAAAUUGGACUGCAUGACCUCAGAUCAAAAAUUACAAUCAUUCCUCAGGACCCAGUUUUGUUUUGUGGGAAUUUGAGAAUUAAUCUUGACCCAUUCGAUGCAUAUACUGACGAUGAAGUCUGGAACUGUUUGGAAUCGGCGCAUUUGAAACCGUAUGUGAGCAGUUUGCCACAAGGACUUAUGUACGAGGUAGCUGAAGAGGGGCAGAAUUUCAGUGUCGGCCAGCGUCAGUUGGUAUGCUUAGCACGUGCUUUGUUGAGGAAGACGAAAAUUCUUGUGCUGGAUGAAGCGACCGCAGCGGUGGAUCUAACGACUGACGACCUUAUUCAAAAAACUAUCCGAAAGGAAUUUGCUCAUUCAACCGUAAUAACGAUUGCCCACAGACUGAACACUAUCAUGGAUUCGAACCGGGUCGUGGUAUUGGAUAAAGGGCAAAUCGUGGAGUUUGACUCUCCUGAAAAUCUCUUAAAAGAUUCAAGCACCAUAUUCUAUGGUAUGGCAAAGGAUGCAGGCUUGGUGUAAAGUUUAGUAGUAAAAAUCAUUGCGUGUGUUGCAAAGUGGCAUGCAUGUACAAAGUUGAAGAAUAUAAUUACUCUCUCCACGUAGUUAUAAUUAUUGAUAUUUUUGUAUUUAUUAUAACUACCUUGCUUUUAUUGCCUACUCGUGGUUUUACGUGCCAAAAUAUUUUAUUAAAACGUAUAAUAAGCCAUUUCCACAUUAUAUAGUCUUUACUGUGUUACGAUAUUGUGUACAUAUAUCCUAUCUAAUAAGAGUCAAAAGCAAAUGCUCGAGUUGUUCUAUGUUUAGCUCGAACUGGUUUGAGCUUGUAUAAAGGAAAAUAAAGCGUUGUUUAACAAGAGCCAAGAAA